AAAGUUGUCGUCGCGUGUUCGGAAUCACAUUACCUCUACGACGCUGCGGUUCAGUAAGCGUCGCGACGCCCACCGCGCACGUUGCAAUGUUCGUUUGUCUUGUCACGGUGUUCCCUCGGAUUGUGCAAAUUUUAUAAAUUGUUCUUUAAAUUAUAAAAAAAAAUUUAAAUUCAUUUUUGUUAUAUCACGUGCACAAAUAUAACAUGUAAUUUAAACAAAUUUAUAUUGAAAAAGUUGCAAAAGAGAUAUUGCGCUAUUUUCUUUUUUAUAUUUCCUUUAAAGUUAAAUUAUGGAGCUAGAUGGGUGCUGAUGGACAUUUUCGUGUGACCUUAUCCCUAAGAAGGGAACCAACUGCUGGUCCAGUUUAUUGCAAAAUGGAAACUUCAGCAAGAUUUCGACAGUUAAAAACCGUCAAAUUAAGCUGUGAGGCCACAUAUCGGUUGGACAUCAGCUUCAAACCGCCGCAAAUAUUAGAGUCCCUCAGCAUAGGAGGUAAACAAGUGGAAACAAUUGAGCGUGCACGGGACGGAACAGCCUGCGCUUACAGUGCUUAUCAUAGCACGAAAGGUAUACCGGCAAGUGCUCGUGGACAUCGUGAAGAAUUGCCAAUAGCUAUGCGUGUCUUGGGUUCCGGUUACCUUACUACUUGCCUGCAAAUCAAAUACUACCGUCAAGAUGAUCAAAGCCAUUGUGAAUGGGGUGCUAGAUUACACUGUAUCGAAUUGGAUUGUUCAAGCGUAGAAGGCAGAUUAGUUACAGUAGAUCGGGAAACUUAUAGAAAACUUGGUAUAGAAUCCUAGCAAUCGAUGGGUGUUAAUGUUAUGAAAGCCAUCACAUAACGAAAAAGCUAAUAUUUGUUUUUUCGUGAAAAUGGUACUUUUAUCAAUUGUAAUUGAAAAAUUGUUCUUUAACUAAUGAAAGGAUCAGAACAUAAAUAGCAAUUUCAUUUGGAAUUUGAGUCGUAUAUCAUAUGAUAAAAAAUAUAAUAUGAUAGUAUUUUAAAUACAUUCAAUUUUUAAACAUGAAAAUAUAAAAAAUAU
Messenger RNA from Apis dorsata (giant honeybee), 1040 nucleotides. Its product is annotated as CB1 cannabinoid receptor-interacting protein 1-like. Gene Ontology annotation, biological process: negative regulation of signaling receptor activity. The coding region runs from base 300 to 800 and encodes 166 amino acids. The transcript has 2 exons. Gene Ontology annotation, cellular component: plasma membrane. Lineage: Eukaryota; Metazoa; Arthropoda; Insecta; Hymenoptera; Apidae. Gene Ontology annotation, molecular function: type 1 cannabinoid receptor binding. The record is from RefSeq and is a predicted model, not a curated record.